This is a messenger RNA of Bactrocera oleae (olive fruit fly), 516 nucleotides long. The record is from RefSeq and is a predicted model, not a curated record. Lineage: Eukaryota; Metazoa; Arthropoda; Insecta; Diptera; Tephritidae.
AUCAUUUUAUCCAAGCUUAGGAGUUAGCUUUAAUUGUAAAAUAUGCGUCGAUUAAACUAGAGCAGGCACCGAUUAUAAUGAGUGGAAUGUAAGUUUUCAAGGGGUUUUCAGCGAAAGCUGUGUUUUCGUUUGACAGAUUUUGUAUGGAUGAUAACAAAACUUUUCGCGUGAAAGCCUCUUUUGUCUACGAAAACACUAAUUUUGUGACGGUGCGAACAUGGUAUUAGGAUUGGUUAUUUAGAUUUAUACAAUGGUUGGUGAUAUCAAGCGAAAUCAAUUAUAAUGGAUGAAUUUUUGCUCUCUGAGCGCAAAAAUCUAGAAAACGAUAGACGCCGUUUUUCAAAGUUCCAAAUAAAUAGGGAAGCCAUUCCUCCGUAUGCAAAUAAUGACAUUAAAUCUGUUAUCAACGAAUAUAAAAAUAGUGAAAUAAAAAGCAACAUCGAGUAUGGAAAUCAUAUUAAACCAAGGUUUGCUGAUUUGGGAACUGAUGAAAAUAAUGUAAAGCCGGAAAAAGGG